Molecule: messenger RNA, 6096 nt
Organism: Hippocampus zosterae (dwarf seahorse)
Lineage: Eukaryota; Metazoa; Chordata; Actinopteri; Syngnathiformes; Syngnathidae
Gene: parp4
Product: poly (ADP-ribose) polymerase family, member 4
Exons: 35
Molecular function (GO): NAD+ poly-ADP-ribosyltransferase activity
Source: RefSeq, a predicted model, not a curated record
UUUGGUCUCGGUUCAUGUUAGUCUGACAGAAACUCUCAAACAAAACAAACAUGGCAGGUCAGUAUAAACUUCCAAAGUUUCUUUAAUUCGCGUCGCUACAUCGUCAUAUUGAACCACGGGCAUGUGUUUGUAUGGUUAAUCUUCAGUAUCAACGACCUUUACUCUCUUCCGAUACUCAGUCAUCCUAACCACGGUAAUCAGCCAAAAAAAAAAAUGAAGCAAGGCACCUGGGUUGUUCUUUUUUAUUGAAGCCGUUUCACCUUGAAUCCAAAAGGCCUCUUCAGGUCAAAAUUUCAGGCAUGGCUGUGUUUGACAAGUGUUCAGUGCUUUUGGACCUGAAAAACUUGUCCUUUAAGGAGAGGAAGAGUCUGAAGUUGUCCGUGACAGAAAAUGGAGGAAGCCUUUGUUUUGUAGUCACCAAACAAGUAAGACGAUGUGCAAAAGCAACCAUUGGGUACGUGCACUUAUGUGCACGGUCUUUCUUUUUAGUUUUUACAGGUGUAUGUGAGUAUCUGUGUGUGACUGUUUUUGUAUUUGCAGUGAGCAGAGCUGUUCUCAAGCCAUCCAAAGAUAAAACCUACCCUCCAGAUAAGAGUGUAAGCGUACUGGGCAAGUUCAGGAUUUAUACAGAACAGGAUGAAGACAUUCCAGCAUAUCCAAAUGACUUCAAUGUUGCCAAGUAUUCCAUCUUUCAUAAGGAUGACAGCGGAACCUGGUGUGUGCUGGAGCUGCAGAGCGCCAAAGGACAGAAGAGGCAGCAGUACCGCGUGAUUAACUACCAGAAGGGCGUAAGUCAAAUAUGUCUGCUCAACGUUCCGCGAAAUAUUGGUUUAUAUUGUAAUUUGUUUUUGUGCUAACAGCAGACGGUACCAAAUGACAUGGUGAUAUUCCCGUCGACCUCAGAGGAGGCUGUGGAGGUCUACCAGGCACUGACUGACAUCCUGCUGGCUUCGGGUCUGCGCCCAUGGGCCAGCAUUCCCCCGCAGGAUCAGAACCUUGGCUCAUACGCCCUUCAGCAGCUGCUGCUGGAGGAGAAGCUGAACACCGGAGUCUUGUCACGAGACGUGGCUGUCUUUGUGGAGCUGCUCUGGACUGAGGCCCUGGGUUGCCUAGGCAACAUCCUCAAAGUUCCUGUGAGCAAACUCAGCCUCAAUGACGUGAGCAGAGCUGAGGGAUUGUUGAUUCAAGCGCAAAGGAAACUGAAGGAAGUCAACAGUGCCGCAGCAUUCUCUCUUCUGUUUGAAGUCUACGCCCUGCUGCCACACAAAUAUAUCAGUCGAGGUUGCAGUCCCAAGGUUAUCUCUGAAAAACUGGACCUCUGUCAGCUUAUUCGAGACAUCCUGAACGUGAGUGAGCUGACUCUGAGAAGCCCCGCCACUUCCUGCGUUGGCAAGUUUCGCGCCCUGAGGUGCAACAUUGAAACAGUCAAGCCUGGCUCCUGCGAAUAUCGCACUGUGUCAUCUCUGGUCAAAGACAGAUCUGUGCAGAUCAAUCAGGUGUUACGUGUCAGCAGAGCGGUGGAGCUGCAGACCUUUAAAGGCAAACUCGGCAACAUCAAGUCCCUCCUCCACUCCUCCAGCGCCCGCAAUUUUGUUGGAAUUCUGUCCCGUGGUUUGCUGCUACCUUGUAUUGGAGUAGAACGUCAUGGGAUUGAACGAACAGAUGCUGGCAGUCUUGGAAAUGGCAUAUACUUCAGCGAUCACAUGCGCACCUGCAUAAAGUACACUAAGCCCAGCGUCUCGGACGGCUCUCGGCUGCUGCUGGUGUGUGACGUGGCCCUGGGGCGCUGCCUGGAGCUUCACCAGAGAGAUCCCACUCUGGCUCAGGCCCCGGAGGGACACAACAGUGUACACGGCAUCCGCCGCACAGCGAUGGUUAACUCAGAGUUUGAGGGUGAUGAGUAUGUGGUGUACAGUCCGGAUCAGGUCAAGCUGAAAUAUGUUGUCCAGUUCAGCAUUGAUGGAGACCAACUGAAGCCUUUCAACCCAACGAUAGACACGUCGGCUGAGUCUUGUCUGCCCCCUGCUGAUCCAGUGGUACUUCCUGAUGAUGAUGCAGGUAUUGGAAGCAUAAACAACCCCUUGAACGACAUGACUUCAGGACUGCUGGACAGCUCAGGGCAGCAGCUCCCCCUGCUGGGUGUACACGUGAAGUGCAAGUUGAUGGAUUUGCUCUCACAUGUCAUCAUCUUCCAAAGGUAUACUAAUCAGAGGAACGUGCCCAUUGAAGCGAAGUAUGUCUUCCCUUUGGACGAAUAUGCAGCAGUGUGUGGCUUUGAAGCCUUCAUUAAUGGGAAACAUGUGGUGGGACAGGUGAAGAAGAAAGAACGAGCUCGUAAGCAGUACAAACGGGCAAUAGAGAAGGGCCAUGGAGCCUACCUCAUGGACCAGGAUGUCCCAGACAUUUUCACCAUCAGCGUGGGCAACCUGCCAACUGGUGCCAGCGUGCUCCUUAAAGUGACCUUUGUGUCAGAGCUCAUCAUCAAGGACGGGAGUGUUUUCUUCACCCUGCCUAGUAGUGUUGCACCGUGGCAGAAAAGUGCAGCGCUCAACCAGAUUACACAGGUGACCGUGGACAAAGUGUGUGUAACAGAUGAUGCAGCAAGUACAAGAGAGUUCAGCCUGGACAUGUCCAUUGAGAUGCCAUAUGACAUCACCAACCUGCAAUGCAUUACGCACAAAGUUAAGAUGAAGAGGACCGACUGCAAGGCAGUUGUGAGUGUGCUGCCAGGGCAGGUCAUGACUCCAGAAGGAUUCCAGCUGUCAGUCACUCUGUCGGAGGUACAUCUACCCAGGAUGUGGGUGGAGGAACACCCUGACAAGGACAGCCAGGCCUGCAUGUUAGUUUUCUACCCUAACUUUGACAUCAAACCCACUUCUGGAUCCAAUGAAGUGGUCAUUUUGCUGGACACGUCUGAGUCCAUGCAUGGAGAGCCUUUACUCUGGGCCCAGAGGAUUGCCCGGCACGCCAUCAAAACCCUAAAGGGUGACCUUAAAAUCAACAUCAUCUUGUUUGGCACAGAUUACACACAAGCGUUCCUGACAGCACAGCCUCUUCACAAAGCUCGACAAGCUGCUGAGAACUUCAUACAGUCCAUCUCACCAGUGGGGGGCAGCACCGAGCUUUGGCGCCCUCUCCAAGCUCUUGCACUUCUGCCUCCAUCCAAUGGCAUUCGCAAUCUUUUUCUGCUGUCAGACGGCCACGUCCAGAACAUCAGUGUCACUUUGCAGCUGCUCAAGGACAAUGUUGAACACAGCCGCCUCUUCACUUGUGGCAUCAGCUCUACAGCCAAUCGACACAUGCUGAGAGCCCUUGCUCAGGCGGGGUGCGAAGCAUAUGAAUUUUUUUAUGCUAAACACAAGCACAAGUGGGCAGAGAAGGUGGAGUGUCAGUUGAGGCGCAUGGCAUCUCCCGGCUGCAGUUCUGUGUCAGUGAAAUGGCAACAGUUUAACCCAUCAGAUCCCACUCCUGUACAAGCCCCCAAGCAACUCCAUGCACUCUUCAACGAUUGCCACACGCUUGUCUAUGGCUUCGUGCCACAUUGCACACAGGCUACCCUGCUUGGAAACCUGAGCGGCCAGGAACUAAAUACCAUGGUGUCCACGAGUGAACUGCAGAAGACGAGGGGCACGUUUCUUCACAAGCUGACAGCGAGAGCUCUCAUUAGAGACUACGAAGACGGAAGCUUUGAUUCCAACGAAGCUGAACAUGAGGGGAAGAAAAUCCAGUUGAAGUCCUUCAUCAUUGCCUUGAGCAAAGAAUUCUCCAUCCUGUCUCAGUUCACCAGCUUUGUGGCCAUUGAAGAAAGGCAACCGAAUCAAACAGAUGAGGGAUUCACGGACAUCCCCAAGUUGUUGGCGGAAGAAGAUGUGGACAUUCUUCCCUACCUCAACUGGAUAUCUCCUCAAAUUGUAGAAGAUAAGGAGGGGGACAUGGAGAUUGUUGAAAGUUUUUUCGAAUUUCUGGGCAGUGCUCAAAGUUAUGGCUCAGACUCCAGUGAGACGUCCCAAUAUUCGCCCACGAGUCCGAGUCUAGCUUCCUCACCUACAUUUGAGGAAAUGCCCAUGUCCAAGAGUGUCACCACAGGGUCGUCCAUAUUGAAGGGUGCUAAAGAGCGAUGUAAAAUGACGGACACUGAAGCUGGGCGUGUGUUUCGAUCGCGCAGUGUAUCAAUCGAUGCAGGCCGUCCAUCAAAAAGCAUCCAUACUUUGGGCUCAUCACUCCCUCCACCUCCACCGCCACUCCCUGUUGGUCAUCCUCCGUUUGUUGCUCAUUCAUUUCCACGUUUUGACCACUCAUCUUUUGCCCCGCCCCCUGCACCCUCACCUCGCAGCCCAUCAUUUCUUCCCCCUCCACCACCAUCUGUUGGCCAUCUAUCAUAUAUUCCUCUUCCACCGCCACUUCGGCCUGUCGGCGUAUCAGUCGACAGUCCUACACCUUGGGAUCUGGUUUUACGCGAAAUUCGCGUCAGCUCACCUUCUAAAUGUCGACCCACUGGUGUUCUCGGGGACCGCAUUCUCAAUAUUUCCAGUAACCAGAGUUUACAGGGCAUAGUACCUGCCAGACCAGUACAGCUGUCAAUGGCGAGUUUGGCCGACUCAGGCUCGACUGGGAUGCAGGAGACAAUUAAUCGCUUGCUUGGUCGAGCUGCAUCCAAAGACGACGCUUAUAGUGGCCCGCCACUCAGACAACAACUGACAGCGUUUUCUUCAGGCCACCCUAGUGGAGGUAUUUCUGAGUCCCAACCCACACGGGGAAUUGCAGGGACAAAAUUCUGGCCCUGUAACGCACUGCCUGCGGUGGGAUUUUCAUUUGGGGGCCAAGCUAAAAGCAAGGCUGCACUUGAUAAGGUACAACGGAAAGUCAGUUUUGGAAACAGAGCUCUCAACUUUGAUUCAGCAAUGCCAAGCUCUCAAGUCGUUCAACAGACCUCCAGACCGGACAUCAUUUAUUUCAGGACAUUUGGUAGAAGCCCUUUUUGCAAGACCAUGUCAGUGGGUGGCAUUGAUCACGUUACAUUUAAUUUGGAUUGGCGAAGAAACUUCCAGAUGCAGAUUUCGGAGGGCUACUGGGAGUUGAGCACAGAACUGGGCAAGUACGUCAAUGUGGAUCUCGACAUCUUUGCCGCGUUCCUCGAAAGUAAAGGCAUCCUCUCCCUCGGUGCAACGGCCCGUACUGACAUUCUGAGGCUUCUGGCGACUCUUCUGGUCCUGCAGCUGAUGCGCUUGGAGAAGCUCCCAGAAGGUGUAUUGCUGCGCACGCUCUUCUGUCUAGAGGAUACUGACAGGCCGGCCCGCUGGUGGAAGGUGAGGAAGGCGGUCAGCUGGGUUCGCUGGGCAGACCGCCAGUACCCUUGCAUCUGCAGCCGGCUUGAGUUCGGUUUUACGUGGGAGUCGGCCACCCGCCAACUGCUGGGCUACGACAGCUUCCCUGAAUUCUCGCCUCUCGCCGGCCUGGAGCUGAGGAGGAUUACGUCGGCCGCUCCUGUCUCCAUGGUCGUCCACUGAUCACAGCAUAUUAAAACACACUUUUUAAAAGUAUUUCGCACCUAUUCUCAAGUUUGCUUGCUUCAAGCUGUUUGUCACCCCUGGCUGAGGUUUACUGUAAAAAUGAUCUGUAGAAUCAAAGAGAAUUACACAGUAUAUUUAAACACCGAAAUGUUCAACAGAUUGGACACAUAAUUUCCUCUACCAUAAUAUUUUUCCCAUUUUAUUAUCUGGCGUGAGGUUUUGCUGGUUGGAUGUGUGAUGUUCGUUUUCCUAUAAUUUCCUUGCACAAAAUAUUAUGAGGCUGCAAUGAUAUUUAAUGGAGCAAUAUGUUGGUAAAAAUGUUGAUUUUGAACUGAAAAUGGGCAAUUUAAAUAUUAUCAAGAAUUAUUAGGGAAUCGUUUGAGGAUUAAUGCUGAUUUCACUGCUUUUUUUUGUUCAUCACAUUUGGAUAUUCAUGAUUUAGAUUUUAGAUGAUUAAUAUCUCUCUUCAGAGAUAGUUAAAUAGGACCAAUACAGACGAAUGUUGAAGAAUAAUCAAUAAAACAAAAACCUUGACUCGCUCGUGGUUGUAUGACACCCUCUACUAGUAAUUGUAGGCAAAAGACAA